Molecule: messenger RNA, 1478 nt
Organism: Exophiala oligosperma
Lineage: Eukaryota; Fungi; Ascomycota; Eurotiomycetes; Chaetothyriales; Herpotrichiellaceae
Exons: 2
Coding region: 517-1185 (222 amino acids)
Source: RefSeq, a predicted model, not a curated record
AUUCUCCUUCGACCAAGGUCUUGCUAAGAGUCUUUCUUGAUAUCAUGGCAGCACUCACCUCAGGUAAUGUCAAUCAGCGCCGCAAGUGAUGCCAGGAUCCAAAUAUAUUUCUACCCCACAAGGCUGCAGACAAAGGAAAUCAUCAUGUUAGACACUGUCUUUGUUGCCAACAAUUCUCCAGCUAUGGGUGCAUCGGACGAUUUCCACCGAGUCUGUUCUGAUGCUACAUGCAUCUAGAAUCAUAUCGAUAGGGACGAGUUGUUCUCGUUACCCCAAGAUCUAACAAGAUGAUCGCAAACCACACGAAUCCUCUCUUUAGCUCACCCGAUGGGUUCGAUUGACAUUUAGGCACGUUUUCCCCCUAUUGAUAAAAGCAACGUCUUUUUUGUAAGAGAGUUCCUCCAAAAGCAACUUGAAACAAAGACUUGGCCGAACAGAGCCGAGCAGAGUACUCAAUAAGACCUUCCAAUAAAUCAAAGACCGCAAUCUCAAGUCGGUUCAGCCGCCUCCAACCUUAUGAAGAUCACGACUCCGACCAUUCUCUUCGCGCUGGCGUUGACCGCCGCCGCCCUUCCGGCUCCAGACGACACUGUCGGCGCAGAAGCCAGUCCAGCCUCCAGCACCUACGCCGCUGCCUAUACGCCUUCAACUUAUACCGACACAGACGUCAACGCCAAUGCCGAUAACGACACAGACACUGCAGUUGCAAGUGCGAGUGCCGGCGCCAAUGCCACCUCCACCAUGUCACUUCCAACCGCAUCUGCAUCAGCCUCCGCACCUCCUCCUUCGUCCUACGACGACAUGUUCAAUAACAGAGUCAUCGUAGUCGAUGACGCAACGUUCCUUCGCGCUCUCGAGUACGCUGCAGUUCAUCCGACCGUGAUUGGAGAUGACAACGACAACGGCAACGACAGCGGCAGCCCCAACGAAAAAAGAGACAAUGCUCUGCAACCCAAGGCGGGCAAAUUGCCAAAGAACAAGAAACCCGAGAUGGUCAGAUGGUGCACCCCUCAAAUGGACUACUGUACCACCUGGUACGCCCCGUACGGCUACUACGGCAACGGCAACGGCAAUGGCAAGAGGGACGUGGAGCGACGCGCUCGCAAUGACUGGCCUGACAGUGUCCGAGUGUGGUGUAGUAAACACGACGGACCGUGCGUGCCCAUGGGGGAGAGGGAGUUCUGAAAAGUUUUCUCCUGUGGACCAAGAGGAUAAAACAUACCCAUGGCCAUUGACAAGUUACAAAAGAGAAGAUCAAACGUUCCAUCAAGACAGCCUCCUGGAGAAAAGAAAAUUGAAUCGAAUUGUUUCUUCCAUAGUAGCCCACCAACUCGGACAGCAACACAAGUGGUUGACGUCUACCUAGGUAAAUAGCCAUGUUCAUCCGGAGCGAGUCAGGAUACAUACAUCCACGCCCCGCCCUUCCAAUAUUGAAUACCGUCCGUACGGGGUAUUGAACUAACAAUAACAAGUUCUUC